Molecule: messenger RNA, 993 nt
Organism: Didymosphaeria variabile
Lineage: Eukaryota; Fungi; Ascomycota; Dothideomycetes; Pleosporales; Didymosphaeriaceae
Exons: 2
Coding region: 1-993 (330 amino acids)
Molecular function (GO): nucleic acid binding
Source: RefSeq, a predicted model, not a curated record
AUGGCCAUCUUGACCACCGAUCAGCCUCCUCAGCCUCAGCCCAUCGACAUCGAAGCUUGGACUGUUGAGACUGCAACUGCAGCUAUCAGCCAGGUCACCAUCACCACCCCUGGCGAUAUCCCAGGCGCUACUGUGAACCUCCAGAUCCCACUCGAUGACGUCUCGACUUCAGCUUCCUCUGGGGAACGCCCGACCUCUACCGCGGCAGCAAAGGAGGGCGGCUACUACAAGCGCAAGGAACCUAUCCGCCGCGACAGCUUGAAGAGGCGUGAGGCCCUACUCAAAGGGAAGGAGGGCAGCCGCAGAAGGUUGAGAUGGGAGAACGACCGUCUCCUGAACAACCCCUACGCCGAGCCCCCUCAGCCCAAAGAUUGGGAAGUCCACCCCACCCACCCCGUUCAUAAUGUCCCAUACUACCUCGCCCCUCUCUGGGACGCCGGUCUCUCCCGCCAAGAAACCGAGCGCAAGAACACUGCCGCGAAAGCCAAGGCAUCGACCAGAACUGUAGCACACAAGCCUACCACGCCUGGCGUGAUCCCCAAGGAGCUGCGCGAGAAGAUGAAGCGCUCUCGCGGCGCAAAGGGCCUGCUUAUGGACCUCGAGGCUGAGGUGCGCAAGUUUGUGGAGGAGUGGGAGAUUAAAGAGCGCAGGGCUGCAGACGACGGACUGCCGGCUGAUCCUGAUAGUUCGGACGAUGAGAUCGUCUUCGUUGGGCGGAACGGCAAGAUGAGCGAUCUCAGAAGCCCGAUUGAGGAGACUCGGAUCAAGCGCGAACUCAUGCUGUUCGAGACACCGGAGGACGACCAGGGCGGCAACUUUGGGCGGUGGCUGGUACACCAUAUUGGUGUGUACUACGGCUUGAAGACAUGGUCGGUUACGGUGGGGGAUCCUGCAAGGAGGGAGGCAUAUGUCGGGCUGAAAGAUUUCAAGAUGCGAACAGGUAGGAAGAUUGUUGGUGGACCGCUGCCACGUCCGCUGUGGGGACUGGUCUAA